Rhineura floridana is the source of this 3893-nucleotide messenger RNA. It is a transcript of the gene KYAT1, whose product is annotated as kynurenine aminotransferase 1. Bases 377 to 2893 code for a protein of 838 amino acids. Gene Ontology annotation, cellular component: mitochondrion; cytoplasm. The record is from RefSeq and is a predicted model, not a curated record. Gene Ontology annotation, biological process: biosynthetic process. The transcript has 27 exons. Gene Ontology annotation, molecular function: L-kynurenine:2-oxoglutarate transaminase activity; pyridoxal phosphate binding. NCBI's taxonomy places the organism in Eukaryota, Metazoa, Chordata, Lepidosauria, Squamata, Rhineuridae.
AUCCGCUUGACCAAAUCCAUGCCUCCUUCCUCAGCUCUGUUUCUUGCUUUGUUUUGUUUCCCCCCUGCUUAUUAAGGUUACUUAUUCGUUAUCUAAAAUGGGGGGGGGGCAAAGUUCUUGAAAGUGAAUCGCCUGGCUCCUUUCCGCCAGCACCAUGUGAGACAAAAGGGACCUUGGAAUUGAGAUUGCCAGCUAGGCAGAAAAAGUAGCCCUGCCGUAUCUCCGCCCAGGGGCACAUCACCUGCUCUGAAAAACUUCUGGGAGACUGACAGGAGGAAGGCAAGGUGGAGUUUACGUUGUAAAAGAGGUCGGAGGCACAAAUUAGAAGAUAAUCCAGGUUAAUGCCUCUAGGCCUGCAGACAGGUGUUGUUGUGGUAUGGUUAGGCGUUCUGGACUGGCCUUGAUUUGUGAACUUUUCCGAAGGAAUAAUCGCAUUGGAUUCUGCUGCUAUCACUCCAAGGCAAAGAUGUCCAAGAUGGUUUCAGCUCGACGGCUGGAAGGCAUGGACAAGAACAUCUGGGUGGAGUUUGUCAAGUUGGCAGCCACUUACAAGAACGUGAACCUGGGCCAAGGCUUUCCCAAUUUCCCUCCCCCAGACUUUGUCAGGGAAGCAUUUGUGGAGGCCGUCAGCGGAGAGAACACCUUGCUGCACCAGUACACUCGAGCUUUUGGCCAUCCCCGUUUGGUGGCGAUCCUGGCCCGCUUUUUGGGAAAGCUGCUUCAACAAGACCUCGACCCUCUGACGAAUGUGCUGGUGACCACUGGGGCCUAUGAGGCUCUUUUCUGCUGCUUCCAGGCUCUGGUGGAUGAUGGCGACGAGGUGAUCAUUAUCGAGCCGUACUUUGACUGCUAUGAGCCCAUGGUGAAAAUGGCUGGUGGGACUCCAGUGUUCAUACCUCUGCGGCUAAAUGUCGCAAAAAGCAGCAGGCUGAUCUCCAGCAGAGACUGGCAACUGGAUCCGGCAGAGCUGGCGGCAAAGUUCACCGAGCGAACCAAAGCCAUUGUCCUAAACUCUCCCAACAACCCGCUGGGGAAGGUGUUCAGCAGGAGGGAGAUGGAGCUCAUUGCAGACCUGUGCGUGAGACAUAACGUCCUCUGUUUCAGCGACGAGGUGUACGAGUGGCUGGUCUAUGAUGGAAAUGAGCAUAUCCGGAUCGCCAGUUUACCCGGAAUGUGGGAACGUACUGUGACCAUUGGGAGUGCUGGCAAAACCUUCAGUGCCACGGGAUGGAAGGUUGGCUGGGCCAUUGGGCCCGAUCCCCUUUUGAAGCACCUCAGGACAGUUCACCAAAACUCGGUGUAUCAUUGUGCGACAGCAGCUCAGGAAGCCGUGGCCUGUGGGCUGGAGAAAGAGUUUGAGCGUUUGGGGAAACCCGAUAGCUAUUUCGUUCAACUCCCGCAACAGCUCCAGCAGAAGCGGGACUUCUUGAUCCAGAGUUUGGUUGCUGCAGGCAUGAAGCCUGUUGUCCCCGAGGGCACCUAUUACUUAGUGGCUGACUUCUCAGCAUUCAAAGAUGAACUCUCUGAUCAGCCAGACUCGGAGGAGCCCUGCGAUUCCCGGUUUGCUAAGUGGAUGAUCAAGAACAAGGGGUUAACGGCCAUCCCGGUCUCCGCCUUCUACAACCCCUCGCAGAAGCAGAACUUCGACCAUCUCAUCCGCUUCUGUUUUGCAAAGGAAGACUCUACUCUGAAAGCCGCAGACGAUAUCUUGCAGCAAUGGAGAACGAGGGAGCCGGAAACUGCUGGGCAGCGAUUGGUCGGGUGGAACAUGGCGGAGAGGAGCGAGGCGAAGCGCCUGCGGGAGGGAGAAGACAAAAAAACUGACUGGCGCAAAUGGAAGCAACAAAAAAAGGAGGAGAAGAAAAAAUGGAAGGAGAUAAAACUCCUGAGGAAACUAGAGAAGAAGAGAAUGCAAGAACUAGCGGAGAAGCAAAAAGAAGAGGCAACGCCAGUUGAAGAUAAAGGGCGUCACUACACGGUCAGCGUAGCUCUUCCGGGCUCAAUUCUCAACAAUGCCCAGUCGCCGGAGUUGCGGACGUACCUUGCUGGGCAGAUCGCCAGAGCCUGCGUCAUCUUCUGUGUAGACGAGAUCGUGGUGUUUGACGAGCAAGGAGAAGAUUCAAAGACAGUCGAAGGCGAAUUUGAAGGGAUCAAGAAGCGAGGGCAGCCCUGUGUGCAGCUCGCCCGGAUCCUGCAGUACUUGGAAUGUCCCCAAUACCUAAGGAAAUCUUUUUUUCCCAAACACCAGGAUCUGCAGUUUGCAGGGCUCCUGAAUCCCUUAGACAGCCCCCACCACGUGCGGAUCGACGAGGAAUCGGAGUACCGGGAAGGAGUGGUUUUGGCUCGUCCCACCAAGUCUGCCCGGGGAUCCUUUGUGAACUGUGGAAUGCGGAAGGAGGUUCAGAUAGAUAAGCUGCUGGAAGCUGGUCUUCGAGUCACAGUGCGGCUGGAUCCACAGCAGAAUCCAGAGAGCAAAACGCAGAAGGGUAUCGUCGUGUCAUCGCAUCAGCCCCGCAGCUCUUCAGGGCUUUACUGGGGCUACAGCGUCCGCUUAGCGUCCUGCCUGAGUGCCGUGUUUGCUGAAUCCCCAUUUAAGGAAGGCUAUGAUCUCUCCAUCGGGACCUCUGAGCGAGGGGCUUCCGUGGACCAAACAACUCUUCCUCCUUUCAGCCACGCUCUAAUCGUUUUCGGAGGUUUGCAAGGCCUGGAAUCUGGCGUGGACUCUGACCCAAACCUGGAGGUCACAGAUCCAAGCACCUUGUUCGACUUGUAUUUGAACACCUGCCCGGCGCAGGGAAGCCGCACCGUCAGGACUGAGGAAGCGAUUCUCAUCUCUCUGUCGGCGCUGAGACCUCGGAUUGCCAAAGCGGCGAAGGAAGGCAGCAAGAGAUGAACGAAAAGAAGCCGUCGGACCCUAAAAUGCACGCAGUCCGUUUGCUCUGACUUAACGCUGAAACGGAAAGCGACAGUUGUAUCCACCUUUCCUAAACUUCUGGACUGCUGUCUCUCUGUGGGAGGUUAAGUAACGCAUGAAGAUUGACCCACCUGCUGCCCCCAAAUUGUGGAAACGGCUGGACUCCAAACGGAGUGGAGCAGUCCAGCAUAAAUGGAAGAGGAAAUUAGAUGUGCCACGAGCCAGCUAGGCCAGGCCUUUCCCAGGAAGAGGCAUCUGCUUUGACCUUUGGAGUACAGAGAGGACGACCAACUUGGGGUGGGGGGGGGGGGGACAAUGCCGUUCCAUUCAUUUCACCACCACCCCAAAAAAUGCCAGUGUUGUUGCAACCAAGAAAUGCGACUUUCCACAUUCAUGUCGAGCGGAGAGGAGAUGUCUUUAUUGACAAAACAGGAUUUCUGUAGGAAUCUUGAUUUCUUAAAAAUAACAGUAUUCCAGGAGUAUCUUUGAUGCAUAAAAUGGCAAAUCUUGUUUAAGCGUGUGUGUGGGUAAUUUCAAUGUAAAUUGGGGUGGGGGUGGGGGUGGCAAGCAGGGACAGGGAGAGAAGGUAGUUUCAACACAAAUAGCUUUUCUCCAGCUUAAGACAUGUGGAAGAGCCUCAGGUCAGGGGACUAAAUGGAGUUCUCCCCGAGCCCACACAGAGAGAGGCAGUUUCCCACUACACAAGAAAAUUCCCAGUUUGUAACUUCACACACCUGUCUGCCAAUAUUCGGAAGCCCACAGAAGCUGCAACCUCACCAAUGCAAACCCUACACCCUCCCCCCCAAAAUAGGUCUGAAUCGGGGCUGCAGGCAGCUGUGAGAGGGCUCUGGGAGACUUACCUAGUGGUUAUAGCCAGACAGAAAAUGAAUGCUCCCCCCUGCUAAGUAAUAUUAAUAAAUCAUUAUUAUGUGAUGUAUUAACUCUCUUCCCUCAGUAAUAAUAAAUGUUAUUAAUAUAA